CUAAGUGUACUAAUCUGCGAAUCCUCUAUAUUACUCCAUUAAGCAACUGCCAUAUAUUUGUAAGACGAUUUACUUUGGUGGACGUUUCGUUUUUUCACCGAAUAUCUAGCACAUAUGAAUAGUGGAGAAUUAGGUUGUUUAGAAGGCGGCGAUCUUCGGAUUUGCGGUGAGCUUAUUUGUACAAUAUGCCAGGAUUUGUAUAAUUCUGGCUGGGUAACUGGCACUGGUGGAGGAAUUACUAUCCGUUCAGGAGAUGCAAUCGUCAUUGCUCCAUCUGGUGUUCAAAAAGAAAGGAUGCGAUUAGAGCAUCUCUUCGUUAUGUCUUUGAAGACUCGUGAAUACAUUCACAAGCCUUUACAACCCCUCAAGCCUUCUCAGUGUACUCCUUUAUUUUUAGCAGCUUAUACCUGUCGCGAUGCUUAUGCAUGCAUCCAUACUCAUUCUCAGGAAGCCAUCUUACUUUCAGAACUAUUUCCUAAUUCAGAUUAUUUCUCAGCGUCUGGUUUUGAAGUGCUUAGACAUAUUCCCCGUGGAACGAAGAAAAAUGGUUUUUAUUCCAUAACGGACACCGUAAAAAUUCCCUUUAUAGACAACACGGCGCAUGAAAGAGACCUUCAUGAUAGUUUAAAAGCAGCUAUCCUAGCUUAUCCAGAAGCAUGCGCCGUCAUUGUAAGAGAUCAUGGCAUUUAUUGCUGGGGUGACAGUUGGCAAGAUACAAAAAUGAACACAGAAGCUGUGGAAUACUUAUUUCAAGCAUACUUAAGAAGCCGAAAAAUUAAAUCCAAUUAAAUAGCCAGCUAAGUUCGGACUUUUCUUUUCAUUAUCUAAUUCUUGGUAUUAUAAAUAAAUCUACUUAGUCAUUAAAGUACGAC
Molecule: messenger RNA, 872 nt
Organism: Schizosaccharomyces cryophilus OY26
Lineage: Eukaryota; Fungi; Ascomycota; Schizosaccharomycetes; Schizosaccharomycetales; Schizosaccharomycetaceae
Product: 5'-methylthioribulose-1-phosphate dehydratase
Exons: 6
Coding region: 115-789 (224 amino acids)
Cellular component (GO): cytoplasm
Molecular function (GO): methylthioribulose 1-phosphate dehydratase activity; metal ion binding
Source: RefSeq, a predicted model, not a curated record